GAACUGAUCCUUCUCAGUUACUGUGAACACUGGUCUUGUGUGUCUCCUUUCAAUGACAUCCCUGUUCAACUCCUCCCAGGAGAUAGUGUUUGUGCUGCAUGGACUGAAUGAGACACAGACAAACAGACACAUCUACUUUGUAUUUAUUCUGAUCCUAUAUCUCUUGACCAUUUUUAUGAAUCUUGCACUGAUUUUUACAAUUCUUCUGGAGAAAAUGUUACGUGACCCAAUGUAUUUAUUCCUCUGUAAUCUGUGUGUUAAUGGUGUUGUUGGAGCUUCAUCUUUUUACCCCAAAAUGCUUUACGAUCUUUUCUUUGACUGUCAUGUGAUAACAUACAUUGGGUGCUUGACCCAGAUAUUUUUCAUCUCCUUCUAUGUUUACUGUGAAUUUGCCAACUUAACAGUGAUGGCUUAUGACAGAUAUGUUGCCAUCUGUAAGCCACUCCACUACCACUCUAUUAUGACUAUUAGAAAAGUGUGGACACUGAUUCUUUUAACAUGGCUUUUCUCAUGCCUAGAAGUCACCAUUGGGAUAGUGCAAAUAGUUAUGUUACCCCUCUGUGGUGUUGACAUUGAUAAACUCUACUGCUCAAAAUGGGUGGUAGUGAAGCUCUCAUGUGUUGACACAACUCUGAACAGUCUAGCUGGUUAUAUUGUCAUAUUGUCAAACUCUUCUCAAACCAUUGUUAUCCUGAUAUCGUAUGUGAACAUCAUCAAAGCAUCUUUACAUUCCCAGGCAGGAAGAAGGAAGUUCAUGCAGACCUGUCUGCCUCAUUUGAUCAAUCUGGCUAACUCUGUGAUUUCUAUCAUCUUUGAUUUGAUUUACACUUGCUAUGGCAGCAACCCCACUCUACUGGCCCUGAGGAAUAUCAUGUCUGUGGAGUUUCUAGUUGUUCCUCCUCUGGUAAAUCCUAUCAUAUAUGGGAUGAACCUCAGUCAGAUUCGGAACAGAGUUCGACAGAUGUUUAGCUGUUAA
Molecule: messenger RNA, 976 nt
Organism: Esox lucius (northern pike)
Lineage: Eukaryota; Metazoa; Chordata; Actinopteri; Esociformes; Esocidae
Product: olfactory receptor 4S1-like
Exons: 1
Coding region: 53-976 (307 amino acids)
Biological process (GO): G protein-coupled receptor signaling pathway
Cellular component (GO): membrane
Molecular function (GO): G protein-coupled receptor activity; olfactory receptor activity
Source: RefSeq, a predicted model, not a curated record